Molecule: messenger RNA, 3145 nt
Organism: Oxyura jamaicensis (ruddy duck)
Lineage: Eukaryota; Metazoa; Chordata; Aves; Anseriformes; Anatidae
Gene: ALDH1A3
Product: aldehyde dehydrogenase 1 family member A3
Exons: 13
Coding region: 55-1593 (512 amino acids)
Biological process (GO): aldehyde metabolic process
Molecular function (GO): aldehyde dehydrogenase (NAD+) activity
Source: RefSeq, a predicted model, not a curated record
CGGCUCCGCGGGCUGUCAGCGGCAGAAGGGCGGCGGAGGCUCGACGGGGCGGGCAUGGCCGCGCUCAACGGUGCUGUGGAGAACGGGCAGCCCGACAGGAGGGUACCGCCGCUGCCGCGGCCCCUGAGGAGCCUGGAGGUGAAGUACACCAAGAUAUUUAUUAACAACGAAUGGCACGAGUCUACAAGCGGAAAGAAGUUCCCCACCUAUAACCCUUCAACGCUGGAGAAAAUCUGUGACAUUGAGGAAGGAGACAAGCCUGAUGUGGAUAACGCAGUGGAAGCAGCGAAGGCAGCGUUCCAGAGGGGUUCUCAGUGGAGACAGAUGGAUGCCUUGAGCAGAGGACGGCUCCUACACAAGCUGGCUGAUCUUCUUGAGCGAGACAGAGUCAUCCUGGCAACUCUGGAAACAAUGGACACAGGAAAACCUUUUCUGCAGGCUUAUUUCAUUGACCUGGAAGGCUGUAUAAAGACACUUCGAUAUUAUGCUGGAUGGGCUGAUAAAAUCCAGGGUAGAACUAUCCCAGUGGAUGAAAACUUCGUGUGUUUCACCAGGCAUGAACCAAUGGGUGUUUGUGGAGCUAUAACCCCGUGGAACUUCCCAUUGCUGAUGCUUGUUUGGAAGAUGGCACCAGCACUGUGCUGUGGAAACACUUUGGUUAUUAAGCCAGCUGAACAAACGCCUCUGACAUCGCUGUACAUUGGCUCGCUGAUUAAGGAGGUGGGCUUCCCUCCAGGUGUGGUGAACAUUGUGCCUGGCUAUGGCCCCACAGCUGGAGCUGCUAUUUCUACCCAUCACAGUAUUGAUAAAAUUGCUUUUACUGGAUCAACAAAGGUUGGAAAACUGAUCAAGGAAGCUGCUUCUAAAAGCAACCUCAAAAGGGUGACGCUAGAGCUUGGAGGAAAAAACCCCUGCAUCGUGUGUGCAGAUGCUGACUUGGACUUGGCAGUGGAGUGUGCCCAUCAAGGCGUGUUCUUCAACCAAGGGCAGUGCUGCACAGCGGCCUCGCGCGUGUUCGUGGAGGAGCAGAUAUACCCGGAGUUUGUCAAGCGCAGCGUGGAGUACGCGAAGAAGCGACUCGUUGGAGACCCCUUUGAUGCCAGAACUGAACAAGGGCCCCAGAUUGACCAAAACCAGUUUGAUAAGAUCCUGGAGCUGAUAGAAAGUGGGAAGAAAGAAGGUGCUAAGCUGGAGUGUGGGGGUCUUGCCAUUGAAGACAGAGGCCUGUUUAUAAAGCCCACCGUGUUUUCAGAGGUCACUGACAACAUGCGGAUCGCCAAAGAAGAGAUUUUUGGGCCUGUUCAGCCGAUUAUGAAGUUCAAGAGUAUAGAAGAGGUCAUAAGAAGAGCCAACAAUACUGAGUACGGACUCACGGCUGCGGUGUUCACAAAGAAUCUGGACAGAGCGUUAAUGUUAGCUUCUGCAUUGCAAUCAGGAACUGUCUGGAUCAACUGUUACAAUGCACUCUAUGCACAGGCUCCUUUUGGUGGCUUUAAAAUGUCAGGCAAUGGCAGAGAACUCGGUGAAUAUGCCUUGGCAGAAUAUACUGAAGUGAAAACAGUCACCAUUAAACUCUCCCAGAAGAGUCCAUGAAAACAGAAGGCCUAAACAUGCUGACACUCUGAAUGUGACACAUCGGGGGUGUAUUCAGAGCAAGUGGGAGGGGAGGGGUAGGAAAGAAAAUGGAAACGCCUAACUUUUUUCCUCUAGAAACAUUGAAUCUACUGGACUCCAUUUUGUCAACUGGCUCUUGGAAAACGGAUUUAACUGACCCUACUGGCAGCAUAGCACACGCGUGUUCUGCGCGAGUCCCUGGCUGUACCUCUGUCUGCUACCUGUGACUAAAAUGCUGGUCAGUCACCUGUCAGCGGGACAUCUGCUUUCAAACUGUACCCCUGAAGGACUUGGACAUCAAGGGCGUGUUAGAGAGACUUCUGGUACCUUUAGCAAUUAGUUGAUUGUGAAACAAUUAGUUGAUUGUUAAACACCUUCAGAGGCAUGUGGGUUUCUCUUGACAUGAAUGGACCGGAGUAGUAGGGCUAAUACAACUUAACUGACGUUGAUGGAGUUUGUGUGAAGACUGCAGAUGAAGUUGUGGAUGGGAGUGCAAGCUUUCAAGGAAGGAUCUAAAGAAAUUUUGUUUGAAAGAGCUAUCUUGGUCUCUCUAAAGAUACGUGCAGCCUCCAUAUUGGUGAUAUUCUAGCCCUGAAUGAGAUUGAUGGGAGUUUCCUGGAGGACUCUUUUGGGGCCAUUAUUUCACCCAACAGAGCUAGACUUUAAAGUGUCCUUUGAACCUGUUUUGGUGUGCACACAUUACACAUGCUGCAUAUGCAAGUCACUGACUUGCUAGCCCUUCUGGCUCCGAAUGAGUCACAAUUGUAUCUCAUACCUUCACUAUAGCACUUUUUGCAAGAGGAUUUUGCACUGUACUUACCGUGAUGACGCAGAGUUGAAUUCUAAACAUGUAGCAUGGUAGAUACCCCACAGAAAACAUCCCACACCAGUCCUUCUGAUCUUGGAGAGGGAGCGGAAGAGCUGCAAGAAGCUGUCCUUCUCUCUCUUUCACUUUAACUUUCAGGCUGUGUGAACAUCUCUUCAUUUUUUGAGCCAGAGCUGUCAAUAUGAGAGUAAAACUUAUAAGCUCUUCUCACCGCUUCGUUUUCCCUUGUGAAUGUAGCUUAAAAUAGAGUUCUGGAAGUACAGUAUAAAAAGGCAGGUGCUCCCAAGCACAUACUGAAUGCUGAAGAUGUGGGUGUACAAAUGAGUUACCAAGGAAUAAGCUAUGGCUGGACUUAAUGUGUCAGCACCUCUGCAGUAAAUGCCUCUGGAAGUGCCAUCGUCUUGUAGUUGGUCCUUCACUGAGGAGAAAACUGCUUUGAAUUCUCUUGCUUAUAGUCAUACAAGCAUGCACGUACAUGAAUAGCAUCCUCGGAGUGGCUGUCAUAAUAAGUUCAUGCCUUAGCAUCUCCUGCAGUAAUUUCUUUGCACACCCAGACAUUACUUACUACGAGAUUGAUGAAAAGCCACCUGCUGCCUUCAGGUCCUGAGUUCACUACUUUCCUUCCCCCUCCUCCUGAUCUGUACUGGAGAACCACUGGCAAGAGUAGGGGAAGUUCCACGUCUGCAGGAGCUGUACGUAUGCAGG